This is a messenger RNA of Punica granatum (pomegranate), 3029 nucleotides long. NCBI's taxonomy places the organism in Eukaryota, Viridiplantae, Streptophyta, Magnoliopsida, Myrtales, Lythraceae. The record is from RefSeq and is a predicted model, not a curated record.
GCGCGUUCUAGAGAGAGAAAGUUCGCGCAGAAGAGAGAGAAAGAUCCGUCGCGAGUGGAAGGGAGAGAGGGGGAGAGAGAGCGAGAGAGGACGAAGAUCCGAUCGAUCGAUCGAGGCCGAGCCGAGGAGGAGAGAGGUAAUCGAUUUCCGAAACCCUAAUUAGCUCUUUCAUGUUCGUGGCUGGCCUGAGUUGUAAAACCCUUGUGAUUUUGGCUCUCCUCGUCGUCGGAGGUUUUUAGGGUUUUACCUUGUCGUGUUCUCGACGGGGAAACCCUAGGUCGGACUGAUUGGGAGCCCGGAUUGGGUCUGGGAGAGGGGGCUGUUAGGGUUCUGCGAGUUUCAUGUAUGGCUUCGGGGCCUCCAGUAGGGGGUGAGGAUGGAGCUAGAGAGAUACAGAGAUACUCGGAGAACAAGGUUUACGCGAGGAAAGCUUUCAAGGGUCCAAGAAAGGCUGCUCUGACCAGCACAACCCCCACCGCCACCGCCACCGCCACCGCUACCGUCGCUGCAGAGGACACUCCUGCUUCAAACCCUAGCAAGGCAAAUGAAAAUAACGUCGACAACGAGAACAACAGCGGCGGCUCUAAGGAAGUUCCUUCGCAAACUGUAACUUCUGAGGGGGCUAAUCCGGCACCGGAACCGACAGUUCCCCCGCCACAGGAUACUAAUUUGACUCCGGAACUGCCGAUCCCCCUGACCGCGGAUGCUAAUUUGGCACUGCAACCGCGGCCGAUUCCCCCAUCCGAGGAUGCUAAUUUGGCACUGCAACCGCCAAAUUCCCAGCCUGAGGUUGCUAAUUCGUCGGAGCCACUGCCGGUUUCUGAACAUGAAGAUGCUAAUUUGACGCAGCAACCACCAGUUUCUCAGCCUGAGGGUGCCAUCUCAACGCCGCCACCACCGUUGGUUUCUCAAGCGGAUGAUGCCAAUUUCACUCCACAACCACCAGUUUCCCAAAUUGCGGUUGCCAAUUCAACUCUGCAACCGCCGGUUCCCCAGCCUGAGCCUGCCCCUGAUGGCUGCAGCCUCAACCAGCAACAGCCUGCAGCCCCAACCAUCCGAGAGCCUCCAUUGGGCAAUGGCUUGGUGGAAAAGACGGGAUUGGAUGGCAAAUUUAGGAUAAAUUUAUCUUCUCAGUCGAAGCAAGAGAUGCGAGAGCUGCGGAAGAGGCUUCAGGGUGAGCUCAACACAGUAAGGACUUGGGUGAAAAGGAUUGAGGAGAAAGAGGGGCAGAUUGUUGGGUUCAGUCAUUCGCAUGUUAUUGAACAUGAUGCAGUUGAUAACGGUGCUUCGAGGGCUCAUUCGGAGGUGGCUCCAGUCAGUGUUCCUCCUCCUCCUCUUCCUCCUCCUCCUCGUGAGACCAGGCCUCUGAAUCAGUUGAGUGUGUCUGUCCUAGAGAACAGUCAAGGCCUAACUGAAAGCGUAGAGAAAGAGAAGAGAACUCCGAAGGCGAACCAGUUCUAUAGAAAUUCUGAGUUUUUGCUUGCCAAGGAUAAGUUUCCACCAGCAGAGAGUAAUAAGAAGUCAAAAGCAAAUGGGAAGAAGAAAGGAGGAGAUCCUAGAGGUGGGCCUGGGAUGGGAGCAAAGUUUUUCAAGAGCUGUAGCUCUCUGCUUGAGAAAUUGAUGAAGCAUCAAUAUGGAUGGGUGUUCAAUACCCCUGUUGAUGUGGAGGGUCUUGGUUUGCAUGAUUAUUACAGUAUAAUCAAACAUCCUAUGGACUUGGGCACUGUAAAGGCGAGACUAAAUGCGAACAUUUACCGGACCCCGAAGGAAUUCGCAGAGGAUGUGAGGCUUACAUUUCACAAUGCAAUGACUUACAAUCCCAAAGGGCAAGAUGUUCAUUUUAUGGCUACAACUCUGUUGAAAAUAUUUGACGAAAGAUGGGUGAGAAUAGAAUCUGACUAUCUCCGAGAACUGAGGAUUGGGUUCGAUUAUGACAUGGGUAUUCCUACACCAAUACCGAGAAGGGCCCCUCCGUACCUCCAACCUCCUCUUGAUGUGAGGAGGGUAUUGGAUAGGUCCGAAUCUAUGACGUAUCCUUCUGAUCUCAGGCCAAAACCUAUUAGCAUUACACCUUCUGGACGGACUCCGGCACCUAAAAAGCCCAAGGCAAAGGAUCCGUAUAAGAGAGAGAUGACUUUUGAUGAGAAGCAGAAGCUGAGCACGAAUCUCCAGAAUUUGCCGUCUGAUAAGCUGGAUAAUAUAGUGCAGAUUAUACGGAAGAGAAAUUCUGCACUGUGCCAGCAAGACGAUGAAAUUGAGGUGGACAUUGAUAGCGUUGAUACCGAGACUCUGUGGGAGCUUGAUCGGUUUGUCACCAAUUACAAGAAGAGUUUGAGCAAGAACAAACGGAAAGCUGAGCUAGCCAUGCAAGCCAGAUUACAAGCGCAGCAGAAUGCUCCUGAUAAGGAUAUGGCCCCACCUGCCACGGAGGUGCCAAAAGAAACCGAUGCAGGUCAAAAGAUCGUUUCUUCUUCAUCCCCUGUCCAAGUGGAUAAACAAGGGGCUAACUCAAGUAGGUCAAGCAGUUCAAACAGCUCUAGCAGUGAUUCAGGCUCUUCUACUAGUGAUUCUGACAGCGACAGCUCUUCAGGUUCAGAUUCCGAUGCUGAGCAUUCACCAAGGACUUGAGCUUUGCUUAGUUCAGUGUGGCAGAUAUCAGCAAUUUAGAGUAGGCAACAAAUGGCCAAAGGAUUGUGGCAGGCUCGUUGUGGUUGGCAUACUAAGGAUAUCUUUGUUAACGAUAUCUCUGUGGCUCAUCACUGGUGCCUGUUUCUGGCCGUUGUAGUUAAAGUCUGUCCUCUUCUGUUGGGGGGAAAUUUGUAUAAUAUUUGGGGUAGUUGACGUUGAAAACAUUAGAUUAGAGUGUUUUCUUUGUGUAGCACGUGUAGAUUUGGUGCUAACUGCGCUGCCUGUUCCGAUUUAGUCGAUAAUGCUUCUGCUGCUGCUCUUAGAUUCAGCAUUCUUUUGCUGUAUACAGAAGAUUUGUAAUCCAAAAUUUCAUGAAGUAGCAAGUCCCUUGAUAACAAAAA